Molecule: messenger RNA, 1429 nt
Organism: Cylas formicarius (sweet potato weevil)
Lineage: Eukaryota; Metazoa; Arthropoda; Insecta; Coleoptera; Brentidae
Product: gustatory and odorant receptor 22-like
Exons: 6
Coding region: 1-1347 (448 amino acids)
Biological process (GO): sensory perception of taste
Cellular component (GO): neuronal cell body; dendrite; axon
Source: RefSeq, a predicted model, not a curated record
AUGAAUAUGGCGGGGGUGGUAACCCCCCUGCGUUUCGAAGGGCUGAGACAGCCUCAUGUCAAAAAGAUGUCGGGAAAUAUAAGAAAGAGCGAAGUAAGAGAAGUGGCGACGGCUACCACCCAUCGAGAUAUAGAACCGGAUGAUCCGAAUCUCUUAGAGGAGCACGACAACUUUUAUCAAACUACCAAGAGCCUGCUGGUCCUGUUUCAGAUCAUGGGGGUGAUGCCUAUCGAACGACUGAAGGGCAACACCAUUUUUAGGUGGCGUUCGCCGACGACUAUCUGGGCGUAUUGCAUAUACUCGAUCGAAACGAUUUUCGUUAGUAUCGUUUUCAAAGAACGUUUGAUCCUCAUUCUUCAACCUGGUAAAAGGUUCGACGAAUAUAUUUACGGGGUAAUAUUUCUGAGUAUCUUGAUUCCUCAUUUCCUGUUGCCGGUAGGUGCUUGGACCAAUGGACACGAAGUAGCCAAGUUCAAGAACAUGUGGACACGCUUUCAGCUCAAAUAUUACCGUGUCACUGGAACGCGAGUGGUAUUUAAAAACCUCACCCUGAUCACUUAUUCUUUGUGCAUCUUCUCCUGGGUAGUAGCGGUAAUAGUGAUGCUGGCGCAAUACUACCUCCAACCGGACAUGCUGUUGUGGCACACCUUUGGCUACUAUCACAUACUGGCCAUGCUUAACUGCCUGUGCUCGUUGUGGUUUAUAAACUGCACUGCCAAAGGGAGGGCGGCUGGGUGGCUAGCCGAGAACCUCCACAAUGCUUUGCAAUCUAGAGAUUCGGCCAACAGGCUGGCUGAAUAUAGAGAUCUCUGGGUUGAUCUAUCCCAUAUGAUGCAACAACUGGGCAAAGCUUACAGUGGCAUGUACGCGCUGUACUGUUUGUUGGUACUACUCACGACCAUCGUGGCAACGUAUGGGACGGUGACCGAGGUUCUCGAUCACGGUCUCUCGUUUAAGGAGGGCGGUCUGUUCCUCAUCGCGUUUUACUGCAUCACGUUGCUAUUCAUCAUCUGCAACGAGGCUCAUUCGGCGUCCAAAAAGAUGGGCCUCGAAUUCAGAGAACGUCUUCUGCGAGUAAAUCUGUCUGCUAUAGACUCCAAAACUGUGCAGGAGAUUCACAUGUUUUUGACGGCCAUUGAAAAAAAUCCUCCGAUCAUGAACCUGAACGGAUAUGCGAAUAUUAAUAGGAAACUAAUUAGUUCGACAGUGACGUCGGCAGCCACUUACCUAGUGAUGCUGAUGCAGUUCCGUCUGACGCUGAUGAGAAAUGCCGCGAUAGCAGCUAGAAAAGCUACUGCAGCCGUCGCGCUGACGUCAAUGAAUGCUACUAAUUCUACCACCGCAUAAAAUGGACUUUUUUUACCUCCAAUAUCAUCAAAUUGCUAGCAACAAUUACUUCUUUAUGCAGAUAAGCACAUUAUAUCCGCAA